AUGGCUGAGGCUAUCAAUAACGACCCGGUAGACAAAACAGUGGGAUGGUAUACCGCUCCAACUGAGCGGGGUACAUUGUCGCUCGUCUAUAGUUGCCUUCUUACCAUCUUCGCUUGCACAUGGACAGUCCUUCACCUGAACGUUCCUGGGCAUGAAGAUUCUACCGCGACAAGAUUUCUCAGAAAAUUGAAGUGGAUGGCUAUUACCAUCUUACUUCCUGAAUUUGUCUUUUCAAAAUCAGUGUGUGAGUUAAGACUGGCCUUGAAGGACUACCGCGAAUUCAGAGAGACACUUGCAACAAUCGAAACAGACCGCAUCACUUGGGAAACGCCGAACCCGUAUGGUGGCAUGACAGGCUUAAGGAGAAGCUGGAAAGUGAACGACAAGGAAUCCAAAGUGGUACAGGCGUUAUAUCGCUUGAUGGGUCUCGGCCUAUGGGAAUCAGCUUCCAAGGACAAGCCUUGCAAUGAUCAGUCCGUCACCACUACGAGCGCGACAAUCGAAGAAAGCAAGACUUUGACAAAGCUACCCACGCACCCUGAGAGUUCACGAGGGGAUUCAAACGAACAAGAUCCUACCAUAGACAACACCAAUACACAAGAUCCAAGACCUGAAGUGGUUGUCAUCCCAAGUUCACAGGAUCCCGAGAACAGCGACAAAGACAAAACCCAAACCAGAUGGAGAGAGCAGCCUCAAUUUUGGACGCUAACUCAUUCGUAUCUGGCCAACAUGGGCGGCUUGGCAUACUGGCACACCGCUUUCAGCCCUUUUGUUCUCACAGGCUCCAAACUCAGUCGUCACUACGAGUGGCGUAAUGUCGAUCACCCGCUCAAAGGCUUUUCUCUCCAAAUGGAAGACAUUGCAGACAAAAGCAAAGCAGAUUGGCUGCUGAAAAGCCUUUCUGUACUGCAAAUUUCCUCACUUGUUUUGACAGUAAUCGCUAGAGGGGUAGCAGGUCUUCCGAUUACGCAACUCGAAAUUGCCACAUUGGCAUUUUCCAUAUUUGCAAUCGCCACCUUUGCUGUUAAUUGGUGGAAACCGAAGGAUAUAUCUCAACCAAUAUGGAUCCCCCACAUCACUAGAGGUUUUGAUUGUUCGGAAGAUCAUGAGCAAGAUCCGGAGAACAAUACUGGGGUUUUCAAUUACACUCAGCCCUUCAUGCAGCGUUUGCUAUCUCCUCAUCGGGCAAGACGACGUGAGAGACGCAUUCAAGAUCUACUUCGUGUCCCAAACGAUAUGGUAGAUAUGGAGGGAGAGGUCCCACUUAUUGUUAUUCUGAUGGCUAUUUCUGCUCUCAUCUUUGGGGGAUUACACUGUUCUGCAUGGAAUUUUGAGUUUCCUACGCGCACAGAACUUAUACUGUGGAGGAUUACUAGUAUUUCAUCCUCACUUGUUCCCUUUGCAUCUCUUCUGGCCAGCUUGACCCUAACGUAUUUCGCGACCUCUUAUACGAUUGGCAGAAAAGUUUCGGCUGUGAGAAGCGAGAUGGAAUGCCUGCGUGCAUGGCCGGAUGGAUAUCUCGACAUGAUCACGGACCCAUUCUUUCUGAAACCAGUCGUCAAAUUGCGUCCCGGAUUUUCCAUAUCGAGGCAACAAGAAACUCACUUUUUUCUCAUGGCAAUCUUGCUCAGACCAGCUGGAAUUCAUCGUUUUGAUAAGAUCCCAGAGGAUGAAGAAAUACAGCGAGCAAGGGACAGUGAGCAAAAAAGCGGCCUCUAUCGCACAGCAAGGUCUAUGGAACUUUUCGCAAAUCGAUUUGCACACUUUCGAGGACUGCUCAAAAAUUUAAAUGAAGGCAUCAGAUGGUCUGGUGAGUCGGUCGACUUAGAUUUCAGCAUCUCGACGCUGUUCAUAUAUGACAAAGAGUUGGAGAUAUGGAAAGACUUUGAGAAUUCUUAUGUUAAGAGAAUAGCCCCAGUGAUGGGUAAGGAGCACUCCGAGUCCACAGCAGUGGGCGACCUUAUGAGCGGCCUUGGCCGAUUGAGGGAAAGGUUUCACCGAUUCGACAAAACUCGUGAGCAAUGCACGAGAGCAUCCCGAAUAGUUACGAUCGGCGGUGGUAUACUCUAUAUCACGGCGCGUCUGAUCCUUCUCGCUCUACUCUUUAGCCCUCUAAGAUCGGCUCCUAUUGGCGUCUACCAAAACACGCCCUGGACUAGAUUCAUUCCGAGCUUUUCAUAA
This is a messenger RNA of Pestalotiopsis fici W106-1, 2181 nucleotides long. RefSeq lists its product as uncharacterized. The transcript has a single exon. The record is from RefSeq and is a predicted model, not a curated record. The coding region runs from base 1 to 2181 and encodes 726 amino acids. Lineage: Eukaryota; Fungi; Ascomycota; Sordariomycetes; Amphisphaeriales; Sporocadaceae.